AUGUCCGAAACCCAAGAAGAGAUCGAAGUUAAAUUAGAGGAAACAUGUCCCAAUGCUGUUGAUAAUUUGAAUGUUAAGAAAUGUCUUAGACAGACAAGGGAAGCUAGACUAGAAAGUAUGAGAGUGGCACAAAAGAAAUUGAAAAUGAAGAGGCAAAAAGAGAUUGAGUGUUUAAGGGAAGAAGUUGAGUGGUUGAAAAAAGAAAAUCAAAUAUUAAGAACUGCUAACUACGAUAUUGUUAGUGAAUAUUCUGGAAUUAUAGAUAUCUUGGAUAAAAAAGGAAUAACCCUGGAAAGAUUUCUUACACUUUCCAAUUUACAAAGAGAUUGUAGACCUAAAGAUGGAUCCCAAGUUGAAGAAUUCGAUUACAUGCCACUUAUUUUAUUACAAGAUAAAUAUAAUGAAAUAGAUUUUCCAAAUUUAUAUCUUGAUAAUGUUUUUAUAUUGAAAGUUUUAACAAAUAAGUACCUUGAGUGCUGUAAAAGACAAACAUCAUAUACGAUAUUGAAUCCUAUAACACAGAAUAGUUUCAAAUAUGUUUCUAUUUACGGACUAGCAUUACCAUCGAUUUAUUGUAAGCAACAAAGAAUGGUGGCAUUAGAAGAUAAAGUACCCAAAGCUUGGAUAAAACCUAAAAAUAUUCCUCAUGGAUCUUUUGGAAUACUUGAAGUUAUAGACAUGAUCGCUAAUACAUUUGAUCCUGAAACUAUGAUAAUGGAGGUUUUCUUAGGAUUCUUAUUAAGAUAUUGUUAUGCUACGAUUUAUGGAGGUAUUAUAUUCAAAGAAGAUUUAGAUGUUUGCAUGAGCCUUUGUCAAAGCUCGAGAUUUGAUGAAGCUUAUGUGUUGGGAACUGUUGAUGAAGAAAUUUGUACCUAUGAUUUCUUAAUGCUAGCAAAAGAAAGAAUGGAGUACAGAAAAAGACUCUGA
Molecule: messenger RNA, 927 nt
Organism: Yamadazyma jaroonii
Lineage: Eukaryota; Fungi; Ascomycota; Pichiomycetes; Serinales; Debaryomycetaceae
Source: the annotation of a GenBank genome assembly